ACUCUAAGCCGGGGGCUGCCCAUAUUUAAUAAAGCGCCCUUAGAAGGACUCAAGGAAAAGAACAUUUCUCGAAAAACCAGUGGCACCACCUCUUUAAGCCAUUUCGAGGUUUAAAGACUUUCGGGCAACCAUGUUGAGGCCGGAAGUAGGGCUGCCCUUAAGAAACAUGGCGGAAAGCGUUCCCGUCUCCAAGGGAACGUCACGCCGUGACGGGAAAAGCCGGCGGAAGGCUGCAUCGCGCCUGCGCUCGCGGAAGUGAGCGUGGCUCUGCCGCCACUUGGUUGGCUGGUUUAGUCCACAUGCGCAGUGGGCUCUUCCGGCAACUGGGUUGCACAAAUGGUGGAAAAGAAAACGUCGGUUCGCUCCCAGGACCCUGGGCAGCGGCGUGUGCUGGACCGGGCUGCCCGCCAGCGCCGCAUCGACCGGCAGCUUGAGGCCCUUGAGAAUGACAACUUCCAGGAUGACCCCCAUGCGGGCCUUCCACAGCUCGCCAAGAGGCUGCCUCAGUUUGACGAUGAUGCAGACACAGGAAAGAAAAAGAAGAAAACUCGAGGUGAUCAUUUUAAACUCCGCUUCCGAAAGAACUUCCAGGCCUUGUUGGAGGAGCAGAACCUGAGUGUGGCUGAAGGCCCCAACUACCUGACAGCCUGCGCAGGACCCCCGUCGCGGCCCCAGCGCCCCUUCUGUGCUGUGUGCGGCUUCCCCUCGCCCUACACCUGCGUGAGCUGUGGUGCCCGGUACUGUACCGUGCGCUGUCUGGGCACCCACCAGGAGACCAGGUGUCUGAAGUGGACUGUGUGAGCGGGGUAGAGCCACCCAACACUGAGCAGACAGAGGCAGGAGCAGAGGACCGGCAGGGAAGGCUGCCUGGCCCAGGAAGCCACAGACUGACCACCAGGGCUGGCCCUGCCCACAGACUGCUGUAGGACUAAAAGGCCUCGCUGAGGAGCCUCUGGGCUUGGUCAUGGGGUGGGGAGGGUGUGGGCCACAGGCUGCCCCCUGCUCCCCUCCCCCCUCACCAGGACAGAUCCACGCUCAGCCCCUGCUCAGCCCCUGCCACGGAGCUGCCUUGGCUACAUUUUUCUUUUUUGAGAUGGUGUCUUGCCAUGUAGCCCAGGCUGAUCUCAGACUUGAGCUCCUGCCUCCCAGGUGCUGAGAUUACAAGUGCACCAGCCCAUGCCUGGCUUCUUGGCAUUUUGUCUUUGUUUGGUUAUCACUUUAGUUUUUUUUCUUAAUUUGUCGGUUUCCCUCCAGGUGGCUAGGAAAUGGGGGGGUACACAAGGACUAGGUCCUGUCUUUGUCCUCUGGCACUUAGACCAAUCGGAGUGGUCAGCUAGCCUGUCUUGGAGCCACUGUCCUGUGGAGCAGUGGAGCUUGGGGAGCCCCUGUUGUGGGGCGGCUGCACAGACAAGUUUCUGGUGGCCUUGGAUUCUGGACUUCCUCAGCUGCCUCAUGUCUGUGUCUCAUGAAUAAAUGACUGGAGUGAACUA
Molecule: messenger RNA, 1490 nt
Organism: Perognathus longimembris pacificus (Pacific pocket mouse)
Lineage: Eukaryota; Metazoa; Chordata; Mammalia; Rodentia; Heteromyidae
Gene: Znhit1
Product: zinc finger HIT-type containing 1
Exons: 5
Coding region: 337-801 (154 amino acids)
Biological process (GO): chromatin remodeling
Cellular component (GO): Swr1 complex
Molecular function (GO): nucleosome binding
Source: RefSeq, a predicted model, not a curated record